This is a messenger RNA of Trichomonas vaginalis G3, 750 nucleotides long. RefSeq lists its product as uncharacterized. NCBI's taxonomy places the organism in Eukaryota, Parabasalia, Trichomonadida, Trichomonadidae. The record is from RefSeq and is a predicted model, not a curated record. The transcript has a single exon. The annotation marks the transcript as partial.
AUGUACAGAAUAGAUGUUUCAGAUUUUUAUGACUUCCAAGCAUUCAGAAAUAUGUGUCCAUUUAGAGACUAUAACAAAGCAGUCGAGAAUUUGAAACGUUUAGUCAUUUAUGUUGACUCUGCCCCAGAAUGUUAUGUCAUGAAAGAAUGGGAUAUUGUCUUUAACAAACCAAGAGCAACAAUAGUGUCUGAACAAGAAUGUAGACAGAAACUUAAGAAAAUAAAAGUUGUACAAGUUAGAAUGAAGAUGUUAGAUGCUUGGGAUAUCUUAUUGUCAAAGUUAGAAGAUUUUUCAGUUCGAGGUAUAAAGUUCUAUACACCUUCUUCAAACUUCUAUUCUAUCUUCACUGGAUAUAAAUAUGAACAAGUAGAAUGGAAAGAAAAUAUUAUAGAAGCUUGGUUAGACCAUGUCAAAGAAAUUAUAUGCAAUGGAAACGAAAGAGUCUAUGAGUAUAUCUUAUGUUGGUUUGCAAACAUCUUACAACAUCCAAGUGCUAAAAAUGAAACUGCUCUCAUUAUAAUUGGAAAACAAGGAACUGGUAAGAAUACUUUCUUUACAGAUAUCUUAUGCAAACUGUUAGAAGGUUAUUCGAAUCCGAAUAUGACAAACUUAGAAAACAUCUGUGGCAAGUUUAACUCUUCAAUUGAGAAUAUGAAACUUAUAGUUUGCAAUGAACUUCAAAGUAUAGAUACAACAAAAGUUUUAAACUCAGAUGCUUUGAAGAGUCUUAUAACAGAUAAAGUUGGAGUU